AUGGAUCUCAAGCAUAGUCGUUCAGUGCAGCUGAAUGAUGGAAACUUGAUGCCAGUGCUUGGAUUUGGCACGUUUGCUUCGGAAGAAAUUCCAAAAAGCAAGGCUACUGAGGCCACCAAAGUAGCCAUUGAUGUAGGUUUCCGUCACAUAGAUGCUGCAUACUUCUAUCAAAAUGAGGAAGAAGUUGGACAGGCCCUCCGGGACAAGAUGGCUGAUGGAACUGUGAAGAGGGAGGAGUUAUUCUAUACCACCAAGAUUUGGAAUACCUUCCUUAGACCAGAGUUGGUUCGUCAGUGCUUGGAGAGAUCGCUGAAGAAACUUGGGCUGGAUUAUGUAGAUCUCUGCAUUGUUCAUUUUCCAGUUGCUAUGAAGCCUGGGGAGGAACUUCUGCCAAAGGAUGCCAGUGGAAAAAUUAUUUUAGAAAUAGUGGACAUUUGUGAUACAUGGGAGGCACUGGAGAAGUGUAAAGACUUAGGGUUAACCAAGUCCAUAGGGGUGUCCAAUUUCAACCACAAACAGCUGGAAUUGAUUCUGGGCAAACCAGGGCUCAAAUACAAGCCCACUUGCAAUCAGGUAGAAUGUCACCCGUAUCUCAACCAGAGCAAACUCCUGGAGUUCUGCAAGUCCAAAGACAUUGUUCUGGUUGCCUACAGUGCCCUGGGAUCCCACAGAGACUCAAACUGGGUCAACAGUGAUAGCCCAUACCUCCUGGAGGAACCUGUCUUAAAGACCAUCGCCAGGAAACACAACCGAUCUCCAGGCCAGGUUGCCCUGCGCUACCAGCUACAGAGGGGUGUGGUGGUUUUGGCAAAGAGCUUCAACGAGAAGAGAAUCAAAGAGAACUUCCAGGUGUUUGACUUUGAAUUGACCCCAGAGGACAUGAAAAUGAUUGAUGGCCUCAAUAAAAAUUUUCGAUAUGCUAAAAUGUCAUUUGCGGUGGAUCACCCUUACUAUCCAUAUUUGGAAGAAUAUUGA
Messenger RNA from Peromyscus californicus insignis, 975 nucleotides. RefSeq names its product aldo-keto reductase family 1 member C15. Gene Ontology annotation, biological process: steroid metabolic process. Lineage: Eukaryota; Metazoa; Chordata; Mammalia; Rodentia; Cricetidae. The coding region runs from base 1 to 975 and encodes 324 amino acids. The record is from RefSeq and is a predicted model, not a curated record. Gene Ontology annotation, cellular component: cytosol. The transcript is spliced from 9 exons. Gene Ontology annotation, molecular function: ketosteroid monooxygenase activity; steroid dehydrogenase activity; aldose reductase (NADPH) activity.